AAAUUGAAAACCAACAACACCAAAAACAAAUAAUUCACAACAAUAUAGUUAAAUGCCAACAAAAUUUUACUGAUAAUACUACCAAAAUGAUAGAUAGCAUUCUCAAAAGACAAAGUCAAUACGUUCAAUCAAUUAAUAUUAUAACACCUUCUACUGUAAUUACAGAACCUAAAGAGAUAAAAAAAGCUAUAUCAAAAUAUUUUGAAACCUGA
Messenger RNA from Dentiscutata heterogama, 212 nucleotides. The record is from the annotation of a GenBank genome assembly. NCBI's taxonomy places the organism in Eukaryota, Fungi, Glomeromycota, Glomeromycetes, Diversisporales, Gigasporaceae.